AUUGCUGUCUAGAUGAUGAUGGAGGAAGCUCAAUUUCGAAGCUCAUGAACCGCAUCGAUGUCGGUCUCCGUCUCCGCCAUUUUCCGAAAUUUAUAUUAUCUCAAACCCGAAAAGUAGCUUCUUCUGUACCCAAACCGAAAUCGUCACGACAUGGGACAUCUAUUCAUGAAAACUUGCUGGGUCAGGUACUGGACACUUACCCAGAUCACAAAACCCUCAGAGCAGUCCACUCCAGAAUCAUUCUAGAAGAUCUACGCUGCGAUUCGUCUCUAGGCGUUAAACUUAUGAGAGCUUAUGCCUCUGUAAAAGAUGUGGCGUCAGCACGCAAAGUGUUCGACGAAAUUCCUGAGAGAAACGUGAUCAUCAUUAAUGUUAUGAUCAGAAGCUAUGUGAAUAACGGGUUUUACCGUGAAGGGAUUCAAGUAUUUAGGACGAUGUGUGGCUAUAAUGUUAGACCCGAUCAUUACACUUUCCCGUGUGUUCUAAAGGCUUGUUCUUGCUCUGGGAAUAUUGUCAUUGGGAAGAAAAUCCAUGGCUCCGCUACAAGAGUUGGGCUCUCUGCGACUCUGUUUGUUGGGAAUGGUUUAGUUUCUAUGUAUGGAAAGUGUGGAUCUUUGGAUGAAGCAAGGCUUGUACUUGAUGAGAUGUCGAGGAGAGAUGUGGUCUCUUGGAACUCGUUAGUUGCUGGGUAUGCGCAAAACCAGAGAUUCGAUGAUGCUUUGGAGGUUUGUAGGGAAAUGGAGUCCGUGAAGAUAAGCCACGACGCUGGCACGAUGGCUAGUCUUUUACCAGCAGUGACCAAUACAACGACGAGUAAUGUUAUGUAUGUUAAAGACAUGUUUUUGAAAAUGGGGAAAAAGAGUUUGGUUUCAUGGAACGUGAUGAUCGGUGUGUAUAUGAAGAACGCGAUGCCUCUUGAAGCCGUUGAAUUGUAUUCUCGUAUGGAAGCUGAUGGGACCGAACCUGAUGCAGUCUCAAUCACAAGUGUUUUACCGGCUUGUGGAGAUACAUCUGCUCUGUCUCUUGGUAAGAAAAUCCAUGGAUACAUCGAGAGGAAGAAGCUGAUACCGAAUCUGUUGUUAGAGAACGCAUUGAUUGAUAUGUACGCGAAAUGUGGAUGUCUAGAUAGAGCGAGAGAUGUGUUUGAGAACAUGAAGUCCCGUGACGUUGUUUCUUGGACAGCUAUGAUCUCAGCUUAUGGAGUCAGCGGGAAAGGCCAUGACGCAGUGGCAUUGUUUUCUAAAAUGCAAGACUCGGGUCUUGUCCCUGAUGCAAUCGCGUUUGUCACAACGCUCGCUGCUUGUAGCCACGCGGGGUUACUAGAAGAAGGUCGGAGUUUUUUCAAACUCAUGACAGAUCAUUACAAGAUUACUCCUAGGUUAGAGCAUUUCGCUUGUAUGGUGGAUCUUCUUGGCCGAGCUGGAAAAGUGAAAGAAGCUUAUGAAUUCAUACAGGAAAUGUCAAUGGAACCGAACGAGAGAGUUUGGGGAGCAUUGUUAGGUGCUUGCAGGGUACACUCCGACACAGACAUCGGUCUACUAGCAGCUGAUAAGCUUUUCAAGUUAGCACCUGAGCAAUCUGGUUACUACGUAUUGCUUUCUAACAUAUACGCAAAGGCUGGAAAAUGGGAAGAGGUUACAAAAAUUAGAUAUCUAAUGAAGAGCAAAGGGAUAAAGAAGAAUCCUGGAGCGAGCAACGUUGAGGUCAAUGGACAGAUUUAUACAUUCUUGGUAGGCGACAGGUCACACGAGCAAUCCGAUGAGAUUUACAGAGAGCUGGAUGUUUUAGUAAGGAAAAUGAAAGAGUUAGGGUAUGUUCCUGAUUCGGAAUCGGCGCUUCACGAUGUGGAAGAAGAAGAUAAGGAGACGCAUUUGGCUGUUCACAGUGAGAAACUAGCCAUUGUGUUUGCUCUGAUGAACACAGAGGAAGGAGAAGACGACAAUAACGCCAUAAGGAUAACGAAGAACCUUAGGAUUUGUGGAGACUGUCAUGUUGCAGCGAAGCUUAUCUCACAGAUAACUUCUCGUGAGAUCAUCAUCAGAGACACCAAUAGAUUUCAUGUGUUCCGGUUUGGUGUUUGCUCUUGUGGUGACUAUUGGUGAAAUUAAUUGUUUUGAGUAACAACAUUACAAGAAAAACGCUGCGUUUUGAUGAUAAUGAAAGAACACUUUUUGGACAGCUUUAUAAUAUCUUCUUGGGUUUCAACCAAUCCGAAUAUUACACGUCAUCACCUAUAAGGAAACUCCCCAGAAGAGAUAGCCUAAUCUGCAAAUCACUCUCCAGCUUCUGAGCUCAGAGAGAAAGAGAGAGAGCGCGCAGGUUAGAGAUAGAGAUAAUACCUCACCGAUGAUUGAGUCGGUCAUGGCCGUUCGUCUCUCCACUGGAUUCUGCUCCUCGACGGCGCUACUCCAGUAUCGUCCUGCACCGAGCACGGAGGAGGGAGUGAGCUGCUUCCAUUAUGCGUCCCGCCGCGUUUUUCAGCCUCAACGUCUCAACAAUACUGAUGGGAGUGGAUUUCUGAGGUACAAUAGUGACUACUUGACAAGAAAACACCCGAGGAAGAAUCGAACUCAAGCCACAGCCGAGUACUUAGAUUCAGCUUCAGAUCCAGAAAAGCAAACCGGGAAGUCAAGGUAUCACCCUUCAGAAGAAAUUAUAGCCUCUUUGCCUCAGUUAGCUGGAGAUUCAAGGCUUUCUCCUGCAGAAACUACAAGAACCAUCAUUGAGGUGAACAAUAAAGGAACCCUGAUGCUUACCGGUUCAAUUGGUGAUGGUGUUCACGAGAAUAUUCUCUGGCCAGAUAUACCUUAUAUAACAGAUCAGAAUGGAAAUUUAUACUUUCAAGUGAAGGAGGAUGAGGACGUCAUGCAGUCUGUUACUUCUGAGAAUAAUUAUGUGCAAGUAAUAGUAGGUUUUGAUACGAUGGAGAUGAUCAAGGAAAUGGAGCUGAUGGGUCUAUCUGAUAGUGACUUUGAAACUGAUGACGAUGAAAGUGGAGGAGAAGAUGACAGUGAGGAGGAUGGGGAUGAAAGAGAAGACGGAGAUGAGGAGGAAUGGGUCGCUAUUCUUGAGGAUGAAGAUGAAGACGAAGAUGACGAUGAAGAUGAUGAUGAUGAGGAUGACGAGGAUAACGAUGAAUCGCUUGGCGACUGGGCAAAUUUGGAAACCAUGAGGAGUUGUCAUCCCAUGUUUUUCGCAAAGAGAAUGACCGAGGUUGCUUCUAAUGAUCCUGUAGAUUGGAUGGAUCAGCCGUCUGCUGGACUCGCCAUCCAGGGACUGUUGAGUCACAUCUUAGUGGAGGAUUACUCAGAUAUCCAAAAGAAACUUGCUGAUAGCAAAUCCACAAGUACGAACGGAAACAAGGAUGCAGAAAACUUACAAGAAAAGAUCGAAGACAUUAAUAAGGCAGAUGGUGACGAAUUUGAGAAAACGAGAAAAGUGGUGGCGUUUUACAAGCUGGAGAUGAUAAGAAUUCAGCUUAUUACAGCACAAGGGGAUCAGACUGAAGUUGAAGUGGAAGAUGUCAGAAAAGCACAACCUGAUGCUGUCGCUCAUGCAUCAGCUGGAAUCAUAAGCCGUUUAGAAGAAUCUGGUGAUAAACUAGCUGAAGCCCUUAGAUCUUUGUGUUGGAGACAUUACAGUAUUCAAGCAGAGGAAGUGAAGCUGAUUGGGAUAGAUUCCCUUGGUUUUGACCUAAGACUCUGUGCAGGAGCAAAGAUUGAGUCGUUGCGGUUUGCAUUCCUGACAAGGGCAACAUCAGAAGACGAUGCAGAGGGACAAAUGAGAACACUGUUAUUUCCGGCAACAAACACGCCAAAUCAACAAAAACCGAAACGAACAAGUCAGAAGGAGUCAUCUUGAUGAUGUAGUAAUCUUCAAUGAAGCUGCGCGGAUAAAAACAGUUCCAUGAACAAUCAAUUUGUUGGAGAUCUAAGCCUUGGAGUAAGAUCUUUGGCUUUGAAUGAAUUUUUCAAAUGAAUUUUGAACGCUGUAACUUUUUUUCUUAAAGCGGUUUCAAGUUUGUGGGUUACUCUGCACAAAUUGAGCAUUGAAGUUUCAACCCAUUCUUUAGUAAGUGCAUUACUUAUGCCGAAAUCAACUUUAACCGGACCUUUGUUCUGGUAUUUCUCGAACCAUGCAUCUUGAUAUCAUGGGUUAUUUAAACUCCUCUCCUCGAAAUAUGACGAAG
This is a messenger RNA of Thlaspi arvense, 4189 nucleotides long. Lineage: Eukaryota; Viridiplantae; Streptophyta; Magnoliopsida; Brassicales; Brassicaceae. The record is from the annotation of a GenBank genome assembly.